Molecule: messenger RNA, 894 nt
Organism: Funneliformis geosporum
Lineage: Eukaryota; Fungi; Glomeromycota; Glomeromycetes; Glomerales; Glomeraceae
Source: the annotation of a GenBank genome assembly
AUGUCUUCAAAAGCUAUCUUGGAAAUUUCAAUUUCUGUUUUUGCCCUCGGUGGCUCUUAUUAUUUUUUACCUGAUAUUUUCCCUGCAAUUGUCGCUCUUGUAGCUGGUUCUUGGAUCAAAUAUCUUUAUUUUGAUAAUAAAAAACAAGUUCUUGACCCCGAGAAAUGGCAAGAAUUCCCUCUUACAGAAAAAAUCAAAAUUAGCCAUGAUGUAGCAUUAUACCGAAUAGGACUCCCUAAACCUGAUGAUGUUCUUGGACUUCCGAUUGGUCAGCAUAUUUCAGUUCAAGCUGAAAUCAAUGGUAAACUUAUUUCAAGAAGUUAUACACCAACUAGUUCUGAUGAUGAUUUAGGACAUUUUGAUUUAGUAAUAAAGUCAUAUCCUAGUGGAAAUAUAUCUAGAUAUUUUGGAGAAAAUCUCGAAAUUGGGCAAAAAAUCUCUGUUAAAGGACCCAAGGGACAAUUUAUAUAUUCCCCCGGUUUAGUUAGAGCUUUUGGAAUGAUUGCGGGUGGUACUGGUAUUACACCAAUGUUACAGAUUAUUCGAGCUAUAACUAAAAAUCCUGAAGACAAAACGAUAGUUAGUUUAAUUUUUGCAAAUCAAACAGAGAAAGAUAUUCUAUUAAAGGAUGAAUUGGAUGAUCUUGCAGCCAAACACGAUAAUUUCACAGUAUUUUAUACUUUGGAUAGACCGCAGCCAGAUUGGGCUGGAGGAUCCGGAUUUGUUACCCCUGAAGUCAUUAAAAAGCAUUGCCCACCUCCAGCUGAUGAUAUAAAAAUUUUAUUAUGUGGACCAACUCCCAUGGUAUCAGCUAUGGCAAAACAUUGCGAAUCAUUAGGUUACAAAAAAGCUAGAACUAUCUCUAAAUUAGAGGACCAAGUCUUUAAAUUCUAA